Molecule: messenger RNA, 1212 nt
Organism: Closterium sp. Yama58-4
Lineage: Eukaryota; Viridiplantae; Streptophyta; Zygnematophyceae; Desmidiales; Closteriaceae
Source: the annotation of a GenBank genome assembly
AUGAUUUUGCUUGGAUUCAUUAUCAUUUCCCUCUACUUGCUUCCUCUCGGAUUGCACCUCAUCGUAUCCUUUCGCACGCGUACUCGGCUUAUGGCGGCGUCGCUUCUUGCUCCUGUCAGUUCUCAGAUCGUCGCAAUCUGUCGCACGCCCAGUCGCACAUCCGUCGCAAAUGCGGCCGAAUGGGCACGACGAGAGUUAACUAUGCGGCGUCGCCUCGUCUUCUGCUCCGCCCAGCCUCCAGCAAGCAACGCAGGAAACGACAAGGAUAAAAGCGACAAAAUUCAAGAACAACAACCCGACCCAGAACCCAUCGUACCGCCUUCCGCGGCGUCAUCUGCAGCGUCGUCUCCCGGGCGCGAUGCGAUAAUGGCGGAGCUGGACCGCGCGUUGAACGGCGAGGAGUCGAAGGCGCUCUGGGCGGACCUCGAGUCCGCCGCGCUGCGCGUUUCCCGCGCGCGCGCGUCGUACGAGGAGAUGGAGAAGAAGGAGAAGGAGCUGCUCGCGCUCAAGGCGGAGCUGGAAGCCGCCGCGCUGAUGGAGGCGGAACUUGCGCAGGCGGAUGCGCAGGUGGAGAAGCUAGAAGCUGAGGUGGCAGCAGCAGAGCAGGCAGCCAGGGCUGCCGGAGCAGCCCUCAUCGAGGCUCGGGCAGGCGGCGGCUUCCGAACCAGCAGUGCAGGCUCGGGAGAACAAGCAGCAGGGAAAUGGGCGGCGAGCACUGGCUCGAUCGAUGAGGACAAAGAACGAGAGCAAUCAGCCAAGGCUGCUGCAGUUGCAGCUGUAGCAGGCACUGUAGCAGGCCUGCCAUUCCUGCUGAGUCAGCGAGCACAGGAAGGAGGAACGGGAUUAAGCUUCUUGGUCGCAGCAGCGGCGCUAGCUGCAACAUGUGCACUGUUCGGUGUCACCUACCGGUACAUAGUCCGGAAAGACGUGGGAAACAUUCAGCUUAAAGCCGGGGCCGUUGGUGCGUUCGGGCUGGCGAGAGGGCUGGCUCAAGUGGACACCACAUUCUCUCUUGUCAGCUCUGGUUCGGAAGGGAUGGGCAACAUUACGGAUGGUGCCUUGGUGCCGGUGGCGCUUUCACUGCUGGAGGCAGGUGAGGGGGUGCUGGUGCUGGCACUUACAGCCACUGCGCUUGAAUACUGCCUGCAGACAGGAUUCCUGUCCACGUUCCCUGCUGAAUCACCAUCCUCUUCAGAUUCACCUUCGAAAUAA